UUAGCCGGUGAACUUGACAAGCCUCCCUGACAAGAAGCGCAGCAUUUCCUCGAUCCAGGCUAUGGUCACAAACUUAAAAACAUUUUCUGUUCUGCUCUGUGGUCUCCUCAUGUAGCAUAAAUGCCGAAACUUUCGUCCAGAGCUCCGGGUUUCGUUGCCUUCUGCGUCUGCGUUCAUUGCUAGGCGAUGGACGGGCAGCAGACCCAGGUGAGCGACGAAGAGCCUAAAUACCUGAGAGAAGAGACCCGGAGGAGGAGGAGAAAGAAGGCCAUCACGUCAUCUUCCAGUGCCUCCAUGGACCAGAUCUCUGUUGAAUUCAUCCUGCCCACUGUGGCGCGGGGUGGGAAUAGCCCUGACAGUCUGCAGCUGGAUGUCGCUGGAAACUGGACCGUAGAACAGGUGAAAGCUCAGGUGUGGCUGAAGGCAGUGACUUCAAACCUCUGUCCUGAGUUCUAUCAGAGGUUUUCUCCUGACCACUGCAUCCUGCUCUACCAGAAGAAAGGCAACGUGUGUGAGAUCUACGACAAGCACCAGGUCUUCCAAACACUGGACUGCAUUCGCUACUGGAGAGCCCUCAAGAAGGACGUGGGGAGGAUCCAGCUGGUGCCCCGCCCCCAACCCUCAGACGAGUCCUUGCAGUACCAGCGCUACCUAAACUACCUGAUUGGCUAUGACGUGACUGAUGUCAGCAACGUGCACGACGAUGAGCUGGAGUUCACGCGUAGGAAGCUGCUGACGCCGAGACGCAUCGAGCUGUCUGACCGAGACCCAAAACUCUACUCCAUGGACCCCUGGGUGACCCGCAAGCCGCUGCCUGAGCACCUGCUCAGCAAGGUCAGUAACAGUCACAUCCUGGUGGUGAUCCACAUCGGCACGGCCAGCCAGACCAUCAAGGUCUCGAUCGAUGACACACCAGCACAGGUACUGGCGAGCUUUUUCACCAAGACAGCAAAUAAAAGAGUUUUGCUGGGAAUCCCUGACAACAUGUGUGAGGCAGACUAUGUGCUACGUGUGUGUGGCAGGGAGGAGUACCUGUACGGGGAUAAACCACUGCAGAACUUUAACUGGAUUCGUCAGUGUCUGAAGAAUGGCGAAGAGAUCCACCUGGUUCUGGAGACACCGCCUGAUCCUGAUUUGGAUCUGGUCCAGAAGGAGGACUGGGCCCAAGUGGAUGACUGCACUGGAGUCGCAGGUACCCAUGAGCAGUUGACCAUCGAUGGGAAAGACCAUGAGCGAGUGUUUACCAUCUCCAUGUGGGACUGUAACAGGAAGUUCAGAGUGAAGGUGCUGGGUAUUGACAUCCCAUCCCUGCCCAAAAUCCCAGAGUUUAUUGUCUUCAUAGAGGCCAGCAUCUUCCAUGGCCAGCAGCUUUUAGCCCAGGAGAGGACGACCUCCAAAACCUUCAAUGAAGAAGUGCUGUGGAACUGCUGGUUAGAGUUUAACAUUAAGAUCAAGGACCUACCUAAGGGAGCUCGCCUCAACCUCCAGGUGGUCUGUGGGAAGCAGCCUCAGACGCCAAACUCCAAGGGAAGCUCCUACCAGGACAAUACAGCAGGAGGAGGCAGCCAUGAUGGAAAGACGAAGAGUCGUCUCCUGUACUACGUCAACCUGCUCCUGAUCGACCACCGCUCUCUGCUCCGUCAGGGCGAGUUCAUCCUCCACAUGUGGAAGAUGCCAGAGAAGAGCGAGGAGAGCAGCAGCAGCAUUAAUGCAGACAAGCUCACCUCGGCAACCAACCCAGACAAGGCCUCUUCCAUGGCCAUCGCCAUUUUACUGGACAAGUACUGUUACCCCGUGGUGCUGCCCAAGAGCCGCGACGUCGGCAGGGACGUAGCGGCCGUGGGUGAGGACGUCGAGGGAGGGGAGCGAGGGCAGAGAGAGAUGCCGAACCAUCUGAAAAAACAGUUUGCAGCUAUCGUUUCGACCGACCCCCUGCAUCCACUCAGUCCUGAGGACAAAGAGCUGCUCUGGCACUUCAGACAUGAGUGUAUGCGCGACCCCAGGGCCUAUCCAAAGCUGCUGGGCUCAGUCAGAUGGGGGAAACAGGAAGAUGUUUUGGCAACACACCGUCUGUUGGAGCGCAGCAGUGCUUGGGACAGCAGUGGCCUGGAUGUUGGUCUGGCCAUGCAGCUGCUGGACUGUCACUAUUCUGAUGCUCAGGUUCGCUCAAUGGCUGUCAGGAAGCUGGAGACUCUGGAGGAUGAUGAUGUGCUUAGAUAUCUUCUGCAGCUUGUACAGUGUAUGUAUGUGUGUAUGUGUCUUGUGCAGGCGGUCAAGUUUGAGCCCUACCAUGACAGUGCCCUGGUGAGGUUCCUGCUGAAGAGAGCUCUGAGGAGUAAGCGUAUAGGUCAUUUUCUAUUCUGGUUCCUGCGCAGUGAGAUCGCCCAGUCCAUGCACUACCAGCAGAGGUAUGCUGUCCUGCUGGAGGCCUACCUCAGAGGCUGCGGUGAGGCCAUGCUGCAGGACUACAGGAAACAGGUGGAGAUGACUGAGGCUCUGCAGAAAGUCACCCGUGAGAUGAAGGCCAUGUCUGCUGAUAAAUACGACGUCACUGCACAAGUGGUGUUUCAGUUGCGUCAGAAGCUGGAGACUCUGCAGUCAUCUGGUCUGCCGGAGAGUUUCAGAGUCCCUUAUGAUCCUGGACUGAGAGCCGGGGCCCUGCUGAUUGAGCAGUGUAAAGUGAUGGCAUCCAAAAAGAAGCCACUGUGGCUGCAGUUUAAAAGGGCCGACCCCACCACUCUGUCCAAAGACCCCAUCGGCAUCAUAUUCAAAGAUGGUGAUGACCUCAGACAGGAUAUGCUCAUCCUGCAGAUUCUGCUUAUCAUGGAGUCAAUCUGGGAGACUGAAUCACUGGAUCUCUGUCUGUUACCAUAUGGCUGCAUCUCCACUGGAAACAGAAUAGGUAUGAUUGAGAUUGUGAAAGAUGCCACCACCAUUGCUAACAUCCAGCAGAGUGUUGUCGGGAGCACCGGCGCUUUUAAAGAUGAAAUCCUUUAUCAGUGGCUGCGGGACAAGUGUGUCAGCGAGGACAAGUUCCAGCAGGCUGUGGAGAGGUUUCUGUAUUCCUGUGGUGGCUACUGUGUGGCUACAUAUGUCCUGGGAAUCGGGGACCGCCACAAUGACAACAUCAUGAUCACUGAGUCUGGGAAUCUCUUCCACAUUGACUUUGGUCACAUCCUGGGGAAUUAUAAGAGCUUCAUGGGAAUCAGUAAGGAGUGGGUUCCCUUCGUGCUCACACCAGACUUCCUGUAUGUGAUGGGAACAUCAGGAAAGAAAAGUAGCCCCCACUUCCAGAAAUUCCAGGACGUGUGUGUGAAGGCUUAUCUCGCCCUUCGGCACCACACCAACCUGCUCAUCAUUCUCUUCUCCAUGAUGCUGAUGACAGGCAUGCCCCAGCUGACUAGCAAGGAGGAUAUCGAGUACAUCCGUGAGGCUCUGACUGUUGGCCGCAGUGAGGACGAGGCACAACGCCACCUGCUGGACCAGAUAGAGAUUUGCAGGGAGAAAGGCUGGAUGGUUCAAAUCAACUGGUUUGUUCACCUGGUGCUGGGGAUCAAGCAGGGGGUGGAGAAACGGUCCACUUAGUACAAGUUAGGAAAGAUUUCAAGUUGUUCAUUUUAAGAUUAUUUUAAGGCAUUUCCUAUUUUUUUAUGUGAUGUAAAUAAGAGAGUCUUACAACAAGGUUCCUACAGAAGACUGAAAAGCUAUGAAAAUUAAUGUAAAAAUAUUUUGUUUUCAUUAUACCUGCCAACACACCUUGUGUAAUUUAGACCACAGAUCAUCUCAGAUAUGAAAACGUUUCUAUGAAGAUUAAUGAGAGCAGAUGAAAAACUAAGAAAUGGGAUGUAAUGAGUGUAAAUCAUGUGGAACAUCAAAACCAAGCGUUAAAACUCUGGAAAAACACUGGAUCUUUGAAACCAAAUCUACAUUGGGUGUAGUGUAAGAAGUGUAAGUGGAGGAAUCAUAAGGAUUUUCAUAAGGAAUUCAUGCACACAUCCAGACCUGGCACCAAGAUACCAAAGUGCUGAAAUAAAUGAACUUAAUUAUAUUCAGUGGUGAAGAUAACCAGAGCAAAAAAUUAUGGAAGCCUGUUUAUGCCAAGUUGAUUUAAAAAAAAAGAUGCUGUAGGUCAUUAUAAUGGGAAGCUUUCUCGAAAUACUAAGUAUCUCAAAAUAAUGAAAUACUCUCCAAGCCUCCAAUUUUUAAGAACAUUUCUCAUUAUAAUGACUUACAUGUUUUUUUCAUCACAUUGGCGUAAAUGGGUUUCCAUAGAAACACCGCAGGAGUGACAGUUUUUGUUGCAUUGCUUAGACCAAGUCAAACAUCUGCACCAAGCUCACAAAAUAACAUUUAUAGGAUUUUUUUCUUUUGCUUAAAUCAGCAUCAAGAUAACAAUCAGAAGUCUUUGCCUCCUGUCAGAGUUACCUCUACUCUUAUUUUCCUGUUUGUCUUACAAAAUCUAGUUUACAUCAUUUGGAGAUUAUGCUCUCUCUCUCAAAAGUCCUAUGUCUAACAGUGGAAACUUAGCGUGCCAUUCUCAUGUUUGUCAGAGGAAAAGGUGUCUGUCUGCGAAACAGUGAUGACGAAAUAAAAGGCAAUUUAGAGUAGAAACUUUGUUUACAUGAGUGAGGAACUGGAUCUCUACAUCUCUUAUUUUAAUCAUUUUCACUCAGACUACUCCCUGUUCCUACUUCAAAGUAUUUUCUACUGAGGAAAUUUCUCUCAAUUUUUCCACAUUAGAUGUUGCACUGUUUAUUGAGUUCUUGCUGAAGUAGUGCUGCACUGUCCCUCAGCUCUAGAGGAGCUGUUAGAUUGAAAAUGAAAGGACCAGCCUGUUAAUAGUGAGUUUUUUUAUUUAUACAGCGGUAAUCUUUUUAUUUGCACUGACUGUUAUGAAAUACUUAUUACAUGUCCUUUGAAACAUUGUGCUCAUGAAAUUUAAAUUCCAAAAAUAUGUGUUAAAAGUCAAAUUUGAUAAUGCUAAUUUAUAAGAAUUUAUAAUCUGUGGCAUUGUAACGCUACAGUGGCAUGCGACAUUCAGCAGAUGCUGGUCAGUGCUGGAGUCACUUCUUAUAGAAGCAUGGAAUAUAUCUCAUGUUUUUAAGCCAGAUCAUAUUCACCCUUUCAAGGCAGCUUUGACUGAAAAUAAUGAGCUCAUAAUUCACAUAACUCUCUGAAGCUUUUGUUCACGUGCAUCAUGACAGAUAAAUGAAAUCAUAUCUAAGUAGAGACUGAGGCAAAUUAAGAGAUGAAAGAAAGAAUUGACCAUCGUAGAUUGUGGAUAAAUGUUACAAGGGUCAGAUCAGGAUAAAUUACUUCCAAGCUGGAGAUAAAAGCUACAGUAAAUGUCAUCAGUUUGAAAAUCAGUGUUUUUUAAAAGCUUGCAUAAGAAAGAUUAAAGCCUUCCAUGUUUUUUCAGAAAUAACAUUUUGCGAUAAAGCCUUUUGUGCCUGUAAGUAUCUCCUAUGAUUGAUUCCAGAAAGUAAAAUAAUUGGAACAUGUUGGCUUCUCUGUGGAAUAGUAUCAGAAAAUUAAAGUUAUGUGCAAUAAAUAUUUUUUUGUGGAUUUUC
Molecule: messenger RNA, 5570 nt
Organism: Lates calcarifer (barramundi perch)
Lineage: Eukaryota; Metazoa; Chordata; Actinopteri; Centropomidae
Gene: pik3cg
Product: phosphatidylinositol-4,5-bisphosphate 3-kinase, catalytic subunit gamma
Exons: 24
Coding region: 187-3585 (1132 amino acids)
Biological process (GO): phosphatidylinositol-mediated signaling; phosphatidylinositol 3-kinase/protein kinase B signal transduction; phosphatidylinositol-3-phosphate biosynthetic process
Cellular component (GO): cytoplasm; phosphatidylinositol 3-kinase complex, class IB; plasma membrane
Molecular function (GO): 1-phosphatidylinositol-3-kinase activity; 1-phosphatidylinositol-4-phosphate 3-kinase activity
Source: RefSeq, a predicted model, not a curated record